Messenger RNA from Sphaerodactylus townsendi, 1375 nucleotides. RefSeq lists its product as uncharacterized. Bases 18 to 950 code for a protein of 310 amino acids. Gene Ontology annotation, molecular function: methyltransferase activity. The record is from RefSeq and is a predicted model, not a curated record. The transcript is spliced from 8 exons. NCBI's taxonomy places the organism in Eukaryota, Metazoa, Chordata, Lepidosauria, Squamata, Sphaerodactylidae.
UGCUUGGGUUUGUGAGCAUGCGCAGUAGGGUCGAGCCGCUAAGUAUGGAUUUUUCCUCGGCUCGCCUGGCUAUCUUGAAGGUGCUGAAGGGUGCGCGUGCAGGGGAGGUGUCUCGACUGCUGCAUUGGAUCAAAACCACUAAUGACUUUGAUGAAUUUAAAUCCCAUAACGAUGAUGUUCUUCUCAGAAGUAUUGCUGAAGACCUUCGACAUUUUUUGCCCACUAAUGCAAUGCUUGCUUCUGAGCACUUUGCCAUUCAAAAACUGCAUCAGCAAACAAAACCCACUGUGCAUAUUGAUGCAUUCCUGUAUGAUGAUGACAUUAUUGAUACCUUAUGUGAAGAGGGAAAGAUGAGCAGAAAUUAUUGCCUAACUUGUGGUUCUCAUCAGACAGCACCAUUAGAGUUCAUUUCCCAUUCAUUUUCUCUCAUGGAACUGAAAUUCCUAUACCGGCAUGUUCUACCUGAUUUGACAGGGAAGAUGGUGGUUGACAUUGGCUCCAGGCUCGGUGCAGUGCUGUUUGGGGGCUACUUCUACAGCUCAGCAUCUCAGAUCUAUGGAGUUGAAAUGAAUGCAGAUUUUUGUCACCUGCAAGAAGUUAUUGUUGCCAAAUACCAGCUCAGUGAAAGAAUAAAGGUGCUUAAUGCAGACAUACGUACCCAGGCUUCGCUUCUUCAGAAGGCUGAUGUUGUUGUAAUGAACAAUGUCUUUGAAUACUUCCUUGACAAAGAGGAACAGGCCAGAUCCUGGGAGUUUAUCAAUCAAAAUAUAAAAAAGAAAGGAUCAUUAUUAGUCACAGUCCCUAGCCUUGGGGAAUCUUUAUCAGAUUUUCAGGUGGACAUUCAGCUCAGCCAAUGGGUAGAAGAAAUCCCAUUACUCUAUGAUGUAUUCUUGGAGGAAGAUGCUGAUAGAGAAGCACUGAAACAAAUUUACUUAUAUAAGAUUCUUUAAUAUAAAUACUUACACAAUCUAUAGAGUUGUGGCUCAUAUAGCAGUGUUUUAUUUCUUUUUUAAUGAGCAGAGUGUGGAGCCUACAGCCAUUUCUGGGGGUUAAAAUGGAAAGGCAGAGACGUGAUAUGUUCACCUGGUUAUAGUAAGAGAAUCUAGUUCCCUUUAGUGAGAAGUCCAUACUUAAAGAACAAAAAAUGCUGCUGUGCUAUUUUUUCUACAGAUUUUGUCCUUUUUAUUCUUAGAUGCUGAAUAUGAUGUUUAGUUUUGAUGGUAUUUAUGUUGGCUGUUGUUUAUGUCUACUUGCUUUUUUAUAUACUUCUUUGAUACUUUUGUUACCAAACUGUGUUAACACUUUGUAAGCCACUUUGAUAGUAUUCGUGCAAGGCAGUAUAUACAUUUUAAAAUAAAUACUGUGUACUCUAAAA